Messenger RNA from Ficedula albicollis (Collared flycatcher), 811 nucleotides. It is a transcript of the gene TMEM240, whose product is annotated as transmembrane protein 240. NCBI's taxonomy places the organism in Eukaryota, Metazoa, Chordata, Aves, Passeriformes, Muscicapidae. The transcript has 3 exons. The coding region runs from base 18 to 575 and encodes 185 amino acids. The record is from RefSeq and is a predicted model, not a curated record.
CCAGCACUCUUUUCUUGAUGACUGCUUCAGUCUCUGGCAAUCAAACUGGAGUCAAUGUUUUAUUCCAUCAUCCAGAGUUGACCAGAUGCCUUGGUUAUGGGCUCUUACAGGCAAUAGCUUGCUUGAUGGACAUGAAUGCGUUGUUGGACAGAUUUCACAAUUACAUCCUACCGCAUCUGAGAGGGGAGGACCGAGUUUGUCACUGCAACUGUGGAAGGCACCACGUGCAUUAUGUCAUCCCUUACGACGGGGACCAGUCGGUGGUGGAUUCCUCGGAGAAUUACUUCGUGACCGACAAUGUGACCAAGCAGGAGAUCGACCUGAUGCUGGGGCUCUUGCUGGGCUUUUGUAUAAGCUGGUUCCUGGUGUGGAUGGACGGGGUUCUGCACUACGCCGUGCGCGCCUGGCGGACCAGCCGGCGCUACGACAACUCCUGGUCCUGGAUCCCCAAGUUCUGUAACCUGAAGGAGCUGAGGAAGCGCCAGCACCGGCAGUACGAGGAGGCCACCGGGAACAUGGUGCACAUCAAACAGAAGCUGUACCACAACGGGCACCCCAGCCCCCGGCACCUCUGAGGGACCCCAGCCCCAGGGGGGCUUUUAACCCACACAGGACCCUGCUCUCCCUGCCGGGGAACAGCUCUGGUUUGCUCCCCAGCCCGCUGAGGACACGGAUUUUAGGGAUGUCCGUGGGUGGACACGCCACGAUGCACAACUAAGCCAGUCCUGGAUGCUCUGCAGCCAAGGCUUUGCACUGUGUUCCACAUUUUAUUGUCAGACUCGUGUAUAUAUGUAAAAAAAACAAAAAAAAA